AUGAGUCCUGAACCCACAGUACUGGAAGUCGCUGGCGAGCUCCAGAUGGCGUCGAUUGAUAGAGACGCUUUCAAGAACGUGUCGGAUGUGCCAGUAGACGAAGAACAGUACGUGUUAGCACUGGAUCAAGGAACUACUUCGGCACGAGUGAUUGUUUUUUCCAGUGAAUCAGUCCCAGUGGCUUCACAUCAGGUCGAACUCAAUCAACAUUACCCCCACCCAGGAUGGGUCGAGCAUGAUCCUAUGGAGCUGAUCCGUGCUUGUAGAGAGUGUAUAGACAAGGUUGGCGACAAGCUCGAUGCCAAACGUAUCCCCAGAAAGAAUGUCAAGGCUCUAGGUAUCACCAAUCAGCGAGAAACUACUGUAUUAUGGGACAAACGCAAUGGUCAACCGGUGUAUAAUGCCAUUGUCUGGUCAGAUACAAGAACUGAAGGUACUGUUGUUAGACUCGAACAGAAACCUAAUGCUGAUAAAGUUCCUAAAAUCUGUGGAUUACAUAUCUCGACAUAUUUCGCAGCUGUCAAAGUAAGGUGGAUCCUGGAUAAUGUACCCAAAGCUCGUGAAGUGUAUGAGGAAGGAUGUCUCUGUUUCGGUACAGUCGACUCAUGGAUUCUAUAUAAUUUCACUAAUGGGGCUAGACAUAUCACAGAUGCCACUAAUGCCAGUCGAUCUAUGUUCAUGAAUAUUCAGACUCUAGAAUACGAUGCUGAACUUGUUGAUUUCUUCGACGUGCCAAAGUUGAACCUUCCUGACGUCGUAUCUAGUUCGGAGAUUUAUGGAUAUUUUUCGGACGACGACGCUGCAUUUCCUUCAUUGCCAAUUAGUGGCUGUUUGGGCGACCAGUCGUCGGCUUUAGUUGGUCAUCUGGGAUUCGAUAAAGGAGAUGCCAAGAACACUUAUGGAACAGGAUGUUUCUUGCUAUAUAACACCGGUAACGACCCUGUGACAUCAGAGAACGGGCUUCUGACGACGAUUGCAUUUCAACUCAAGGGUCAGAAACCCGUUUACGCACUUGAGGGCUCGAUUGCUGUUGCUGGAAGCAUUAUCAAGUGGUUCCGGAAUAACCUGGGUCUUAUUGAGACCAGUGAGCAGAUGAGCGACUUGGCUGGCCAGGUCAAGGACAGUGCUGGUGUUUACUUUGUCACUGCUUUCUCUGGUCUGUUUGCUCCUUACUGGAGACGCGAUGCAAGAGGAACUAUUGUCGGUCUUACUGCCUAUACCACCCGAGCCCAUAUUGCUCGUGCUGCUAUUGAGGCCACCUGUUUUCAAACGCGAGCUAUUCUUGAGAGCAUGUCUCGAGACUCGGGUGUACCAUUCCACAAGCUUCUGGUAGAUGGAGGAAUGUCCAGUUCAGCUGUUGCUAUGCAAAUCCAGUCGGAUAUCCUCGGUAUGGAGGUUGUACGACCUGGAAUGCGUGAACCCACCGCCCUUGGAGCUGCUAUUGUAGCGGGUCUCGCUACCGGGGUAUGGAACGACCUGGAUCAUGUCCGUAGUAAACUCCAGAAACGCCGAACCAUCACUAGCUUUACAGGAUCUCUGACCGAGAAGGAACGUGACGAGCAAUACCGCAUGUGGGGACGCGCCGUCGAGAAGGCCUGUGGCUGGGUGGAGUAG
Molecule: messenger RNA, 1614 nt
Organism: Sugiyamaella lignohabitans
Lineage: Eukaryota; Fungi; Ascomycota; Dipodascomycetes; Dipodascales; Trichomonascaceae
Gene: GUT1
Product: glycerol kinase
Exons: 1
Coding region: 1-1614 (537 amino acids)
Biological process (GO): triglyceride metabolic process; glycerol metabolic process; glycerol-3-phosphate biosynthetic process
Cellular component (GO): mitochondrion
Molecular function (GO): glycerol kinase activity
Source: RefSeq, a predicted model, not a curated record